CGCCAUCAUGGCGCAUGCGCAGGUGCUCGUCGCGGCUGCAGCCGCCGCACGCUCCGUGGAACGCGACGCCGCGCCAUCGACGGCGCUCAUGAUGGUGAGUGUGUGUGCGCCGCACCUUGUGCCGUGCCCUGCCUCACGCGAGAUGCCCCCGUUCGCUGCGCGUGUGCGCCCAUUGCAGGCGGACGAGGGCGCCGGGUUCAGCGUCGCGGCCAGCUCGACCGCCCUCGUCGCCGUCGGCGCGGCGGCCGCAGCGCCCAAGGCCCCCGAUGACGCGAGCGCCGACGACGAGGCGGUGCGCGCGCUCCUCGGUACGCAAUUUGAGCGCGGCGACGCGGAGGACUACGUGCAGCUCAAGGACGUGGCGGCGCUGCUCGAGGCGCACCAUCCCGACUGCCACGCGCGGCUGUACCUCAAGACGGGCACGCGCGUGCCGAGCAACGAGGCCCUGGCGGCGACGGUGUCGCGUGUGCUCGGCCGUAAGGUGCGCAACGAGCAGGUGACCUUGCCGGGCCAGGUGAAGGCGCGGGGCCCGAUCCGGGGCUUUCGCAAGGUGUGUGGCCGACCCUGAGGCUACCCCGAGGCUACCCCGAGGCUACCCCGAGGCUACCCCGAGGUUUCGCCCCGUGGCGUCGGCCGGUGACGCUCCCAGUGCAGCUCUCCACGUGCUGAGCGCUCUGUUGUGUGCGUACGUGUGCGCCAGGUCGUCGCAGCCGCAGACGAAGCCGACGGAGCAGGCGGCGAGCCACGCGCGGCCAAGGCGCCGCGGCUCGACCCCGCCGUGGAGCUGGAGGCGCUCCGCCGGCGCGUGCACGCGCUCGAGCACGAGAACGAGCGGCUGCGCGGCGCGGCGGCGGGGGUGCU
Emiliania huxleyi CCMP1516 is the source of this 861-nucleotide messenger RNA. RefSeq lists its product as hypothetical. Lineage: Eukaryota; Haptophyta; Isochrysidales; Noelaerhabdaceae. The transcript has 2 exons. The record is from RefSeq and is a predicted model, not a curated record. Bases 8 to 568 code for a protein of 186 amino acids.